Molecule: messenger RNA, 834 nt
Organism: Nicotiana attenuata
Lineage: Eukaryota; Viridiplantae; Streptophyta; Magnoliopsida; Solanales; Solanaceae
Exons: 1
Coding region: 1-834 (277 amino acids)
Biological process (GO): DNA transposition
Molecular function (GO): transposase activity; DNA binding
Source: RefSeq, a predicted model, not a curated record
AUGAAGUUGGUUGAAAAUGAGGUGCCCGACAAGCCUAAGAGAUUCCAAAGAAUCUAUAUUUGUUUUAGUAGUUGUAAAGAUGGGUUUAAGAGCGGUUGUAGAAGAAUAAUUGGGGUGGAUGGUUGUUGGCUUAAGGGUCCAAUGUAUGGGACUCAAUUGUUAACUGCUGUUGGGCUUGAUCCGAAUAACAAUAUCUUUCCGAUAGCAUAUGCAGUUGUAGAGAAGGAAAGAAAGGAAUCGUGGGAAUGGUUUUUGAAUUAUUUGAAGCUUGACUUAGACAUUGAUGAUGAUGGUACUUGGACCUUCAUGUCAGACAAGCAAAAAGGUUUGAUUGAAGCGUUCAAUGAGGUAUUGCCAUAUGUUAGUCAUCGAUUCUGUGUGAGACACCUCCAUAACAACUUCAAGAGGGCCGGAUUCAGUAGUAUCUCACUCAGGAAUGCCCUUUGGAAGGCUGCAAAGGCUACAACAGUAAAGUGGUUUGAGGAUUGCAUGGUUGACAUCUUUGAUAUAGAUUCAGAAGCUGCUCAUUGGCUCAAGAAGAAGUCGCCUACUGAAUGGUCUAAAUCUCACUUUCCUGAAAUUGUGAAAUGCGAUACCUUACUCAAUAAUAUGUGUGAAUGUUUUAAUAGCAUGAUCAUUGAGGCUAGAGAUAAGCCGAUUAUCACUUUACUGGAGAAGUUAAGGUAUCACCUUAUGACAAGGACGCAAGCAAAUAGGGAUAAAGGUACCAAGUGGAAUGAUGGUGAUAUUUGCCCCAAGAUUAAGGAUGUAUUGCACAAAAAUCAAGCGAAAGCAGCUGAAUUUAUUCCCAGGAAAUCAAAUGAGUGGAAUUAA